This is a messenger RNA of Penaeus indicus, 2037 nucleotides long. RefSeq names its product non-structural maintenance of chromosomes element 4 homolog A-like. Gene Ontology annotation, biological process: DNA repair. Bases 52 to 1113 code for a protein of 353 amino acids. Gene Ontology annotation, cellular component: nucleus; Smc5-Smc6 complex. The transcript has 10 exons. The record is from RefSeq and is a predicted model, not a curated record. Lineage: Eukaryota; Metazoa; Arthropoda; Malacostraca; Decapoda; Penaeidae.
CGACGCCAAAGAACCUCGUCGACGCGACUUCAAAUUGGCCGACAUAAAAAUAUGGCGGAAGGAAGCAAAAAAAACAAGAAAAAGAUGCCGCAGGAGGAGCCAUCGGGGGCCACAGACGAUGCCGCAGACGAUGCCGCAGAUAAUGCCACAGACAAUGAGAUGGCGGUAAGUGUUUCAACAGCAUCAACAACAUCCUCGGAUAUAAGGACAGUAUUUGCAGUCCAGAUGUCCGAGGAGGCCAACAAGGAAGUGCGUGACCAGUACAGAGAACUGCUGCAAACUGUGCAAGAGCAAGCCGACAAAGCAGGACAAGCGGGCGUCGAUAUCGCCAAUAUUCAGAAAAUGGUCGAUAAGGCCAACCAGACAUUUGCCUCAGUGAAGCGGCCGAGGGAAGCCGCCCUGGACGCUCAGUUCUUAAAAACGUGCGGCGUGCUGGCCAAGCUCAACAUCGAGUCCUCACAGUCAAAUCUCAGAGUGUUUCGGCCCUCGGAAUUUGGACAGAAGUUGGCACUCUUUAUGCAACUAGACAGUGAAAGCAAGAGAGGGGAAAAUGAGGUAGAUUUUGCAUCCUGGAAAAGAUUUGGCAGAGCGGUGUCCUCCCUCUAUAAGAAGACGACGGGGAUUGAGCCCAUGUUGGGGGCUUUAGAGUGGGAGAAGCCCAAGGCUGUUCGCAAAGAAAGAGUCGUUGAGAAGGACAAGGAGACCCAGAAGAAAACGCCCACUGAGGUGGCGAAUGCCGUCAGCGGGGAAGAACGGCAGACGGAGGAGGUACUGCGGCUGUACAAGAUCCUCAACCGGCGGUACCACGAGUCCGGCAACCGUCCAGUGUGCUUCCUCUCCUUCGUUGUGAACCCCGACAGCUAUCCACUGACAGCCGAGAACCUCUUUCACACAAGUUUCCUCGUAAGCCAACAGCUAGCCAUAGUGGAGGAAGAGCAUGGCAUUCCCGUGAUCUCGCCGCAAGAACAGGGCCAAGCCGUAGAGAGCAGGGUCAGCUCCCAGUGUAUUGUGUCCCUCUCGGAGAAGGAAUGGCGGGACAUCAUCAAGACUUUCCGCAUCACGCAGGCUAUGAUUCCUUCUCCGGCCAGCAGGGCGAAGAAGAGGAAGUCAUAAUCGUCUUCACCCUCCUCCUCUUUUUUUUUUUUUAGUUUUUAGGGUAGUAAUGUCUUUCCUUUGUUUUUUUACUUGUUAUAUAUUUGCCCUUUCUUUUUUUCUUUUUUUUCUUCUUCUUCUUCUUCUUCUUCUUCAUAGUCUUUCCUUUUCUAUUCCUCUAAAAAGAAAGCGAAAAGGCAUUACUGUGAAUUUAGUGAAAAUUAUAAAGUAAAAAAAAAAAAAAAAAAAAGAAUGUGAAUAGACCAGUUUUCUGUCUUAUAUUUUUAUAAUCAACUACAAUCUCUCAUCAUAUGAUUGAUAUUUCAUUUUUCCGGAUAAUUGUAGAUUUUCUUAUAAAUUGCAUUUCAAUUAUCACUAUAUAUAUAUAUAUAUAUAUAUAUAUAUAUAUAUAUAUAUAUAUAUAUAUAUAUAUGUGUGUGUGUGUGUGUGUGUGUGUGUGUGUGUGUGUGUGUGUGUGUGUGAUACAUUGAAAAUAAUAGCACACAUUACUGUACUUCUAGUACAAAAUUAGUCUUGUCAUUUUCAUAUUUUUAUACACAUCAUAUCUUUGUUUAGUGUUGAGCUGUAUAGGCAAAUUAACAAAGAAAUAUAUAGCACAAUGCCUAAAUAUCAUAAAUAUGUCAGUGAAGUCGUAGAUUAAUAUUUUUUCUUUGUUAUUCCCAUCCCAUGCAGUACACUUUGUGCCGUACUUUUAUUCAUUGUAUCAUUUUAAUGUCCAUGGCUGUGACACCCCUUGGAAAACCAGUGGCAUUUUCCACUUGCAAAUGGAUUGAUUCAUUGAAAUUGGUUUCUGUUGUAUUAAAAGAAACCAUAGGUAUUAACCUAAAAGAAUUUUCUCUUGUUAAGAAAAAUGUAUAUAUGAUCAUGAAUCUGGAUUAAUGUAACAUUGAACAAAUUAAAUGCUGUCAUUUCCAUGGCCUAUGA